GCCGAGUGUCGGCCUUCAAGCGCUUAGGUGGUGAAGAGACCCGGGUGUCGGCCUUCGACAGGCUCGACCGCAGACCGAAAGGUCGCCCGGGCGACCUCCGCUGACAAAUAUCCGAAGGCAGGCGGAGGCAUGCUCAGGAGUCCGCGACAUCGGAUGCUUGCUCGGCGAGGCCCGAGCGGAGCGGAGAAAGGCGGGACGAGCGCACCCAGCGUCGCCAUAGUCCGACGAGAACUGAGAAGACAAAGGUCUCGGACCAAGGGGUAUCUCGGCUCGCUCAUCAAGGCCUACAACGGAACGACGGACCCCCAAGAUCAUUUGUCUAAGUUCUACGCUUCCAUGGAAGCGGCGGGAGCCCCAGACGAGGUCAAGUGCCGAUGCUUUCUCGCGACGCUGGAAGGCUCCGCGUGUGAUUGGUUCAACCGGCUCCCGAAGGGAACCAUUGACGAUUGGGAUAUGCUGGCGGAGAAGUUCCUAACGCACUUUGCGGCCAACAGAAGGCAAAGGCUGCCCUACUCCCACCUGCUCAACAUCUGCAUCCGCAAAGGAGAGAAGGUCCGCGACUUCAUAGUCCGGUGGGAGAAGGAGGCUAGAGACGUGCACGGGGCGGAUGACCAAGCUUUGGUGGCCAUGUUCCAAGUAGCCCUUCCCCGCAGAGAGAAGGAUCUUCCGAACACGCCGAGCCUCCACCGGGAUGCCUUGGUCGUGAAGAUGGAGAUUAACGAUGCCAUAGUGCACCGCACCUUGGUGGACACGGGAAGCUCGGUCAACAUAAUGUAUGAGAAGACCUUCCAAGACCUCGGCUUGGACCGCAAUGACUUAAAGCCUGUGCACACUCAUCUCUCUGGGUUCACGGGGGAUUCCAUCGAGGCCAAAGGAGUAAUCACUGUGCCCGUGAUAGUAGGGGAUGGUGCACACAAGGCCAAGUUGAAGAUGGAGUUCAUGGUUGUAAGCAUCAAUUGCGCGCACAACAUGAUACUAGGACGGCCCGGCCUGGAGAGCAUGGAAGCGUAUGUCGACGUCAUGAUUGUGAAGAGCAAGCAGGCGACCACCCAUGCGGAAGACUUAGAAGGAGUUUUCAAGAUUAUGGAGAAGUACAACCUUCGGCUGAAUCCGAAGAAGUACACGUUCGGAGUUCAAGGCGGUAAGUUCUUGGGACACAUGGUGAGCAGGCGCGGUAUUGAGCCCAACCCCGAGAAGGUGCGCGCCAUCCUUGACAUGGAAGCUACACGAAAUGUCAAGGAGGUGCAGUGCUUGACCGGAAAGUUGGCUGCGCUCAGCCGUUUCCUUUCCAAGGUAGCGGACCGAGCCGCUCCGUUCUUCCAAGCUGUGAAGAAGUCCCGAGGGUUCGUAUGGACGGAAGAAUGCCAACAAUCCUUUGAAUCUCUCAAGUCCUACCUUCUCUCUCCUCCGGUUCUCGCGAAGCCCGAAGCUGGGGAGACGUUGUACUUAUACUUGGGAGUUUCACCCAAGGCUUUGAGCUCGGUCCUAGUCCGAGACGAAGGUGGAGCUCAGCACCCGGUGUAUUAUACGGCGAAGACACUGAGGGGUGCCGAGCUCAGGUGCGCUGCUCAGGAGCCCGAACGCCCCUCCCGCAUGUCCAAGUGGGCGGUGUUCCUUGGAGCUUUCCAAGUUGAGUUCAAGCCAAGGCCAGCGAUCAAGGGCCAAGCGCUAGCUGACUUCGUGGUGGAGUGCACCUCUCGGGAGGAGCCGAGCCCGGAAGAGUCUGAAACCGAUGACUGGUGGAUAGUUUUUAUCGACGGCUCCUCCGCCGCCAAAAACUCGGGGGGUGGUGUGGUAGUCAUCGCUCCCAAAGGCUUCAGAGCAUAUUACUCAAUUCGAUUCGGUUUCAAGGCAUCAAAUAAUGAAGCGGAAUAUGAAGCGCUCCUGUGCGAGUUCGAGGCGAAGGACGAAAGAAUGAAGAAGUACAGAGAUACCGCUCUAGAAUUACUCAAGAGCUUCACCGCGUAUAGUGUUAAGCAGAUCCCUCGGGCGGAGAAUGCCGAGGCGGAUAUCUUGUCUAAGCUGAGCUCAGACACGUCCGAGCAUAUCAGGCGAAUGGCGAACGUGGAAGAGUUGUCCGAGCCGAGCAUCCAUGCUUUCCCUGUGGCAAUGAUCUGUGCUCAACCAAGAGAUUGGAUGGACGACAUAGUUGCCUUCUUGAAGGAUGGCGCCCUCCCGGACGAUGCAAUAAAGGCCAAGUUGGUCCGGACUAGGGCACCCGGGUACACUUUGGAGGGCGAAAAGCUAUACAAGCGAGCGUACAACGGUACGCUGCUCAGGUGCCUCCGACCAGCUGAAGCGGAACAAGUCAUGGAGGAGGUGCACGCGGGGAAUCUGUUCCGCCCACCAAGGAGCAUACGCGAAGGUACCGGGGAGGCCUUCAACAAACUAUACCCCCAUCAGCACAGCUAUCCCGUUCGCGCGGUGGGGGUGGACCUCGUGGGCGCGCUUCCUAGAGGUACCGGGAACGUAAGGUACGUCAUUGUAGCCAUCGACUAUUUCACCAAGUGGGUGGAGGCAGCCCCAUUGGCAAGCAUCACCGGAGCUCAAUGCCAGAAAUUUCUCGCAAAGCAAGUCAUCUGCCGCUUCGGCGUUCCCGAACACGUAAUCACAGACAAUGGAACACAAUUCAAGUCCAAGCCCUUUAACGACUUUCUCAAAAGUUGGGGGAUCAAGCACAGCUAUGUGUCGGUUGGGUACCCACAGACGAAUGGACGGGACGAGAACGCCAACCGAAUGAUAGUCGACGGGCUGAAGCGAGAGUUGGAAGCUUGUGGAAGGGAGUGGGCAAAGGAGUUGCCCUACAUCUUAUGGACCUACCGGACCACGCCCCGAAGGGCGACCGGAGAAACUCCCUUCGCUCUAUGCUACGGAUUCGAGGCAAGGGCACCCGCAGAAUUCUCCAUCGCAACCCACCGGGAGGAGAUCUUUGACCCCAAGCGCAAUGAGGAAGCCCUGGCAGCCGAGCUUCACCUCGUGCAUGAAAGGCGAGAAGCGGCCUUCAUAUGGGCAGAGAAUUAUCGAAGGAAGGUGAAGAGCUACCAUGAUGGGCGCGUGCCCGCGCGGGGGUUCGUCGAAGGAGAUUGGGUGCUGCGCAAGAGAACGGUGAGCCGCCCCCUAGAAGGUGGAAAGUUUGCUAAAAAUUACGAAGGCCAUACAUCAUCAAAGAAGUGGUGGGCCCUUUGACGUUCCGCUUGCAGACGCCGAGUGGAGGGGACAUGCCCAGGACAUGGACCGCCGAGAACUUAGUUAAGUUUUAUCAGUAGAACUCUGAUGUACACGGACCCCAAAAAGGGAACCCAGUACAAAAUACGCCACACAUCACAAAUCACGAUUCACUAAAUAUAUACCUGAUAAGCGGCGGAGCUGAGGCUGAUGCGAGCGGCGGAGCUAGGGUUAGUUG
Messenger RNA from Cuscuta campestris, 3403 nucleotides. The record is from the annotation of a GenBank genome assembly. NCBI's taxonomy places the organism in Eukaryota, Viridiplantae, Streptophyta, Magnoliopsida, Solanales, Convolvulaceae.